This is a messenger RNA of Toxorhynchites rutilus septentrionalis, 3191 nucleotides long. RefSeq names its product G-protein coupled receptor dmsr-1. The transcript has 10 exons. NCBI's taxonomy places the organism in Eukaryota, Metazoa, Arthropoda, Insecta, Diptera, Culicidae. The coding region runs from base 1002 to 2456 and encodes 484 amino acids. Gene Ontology annotation, cellular component: membrane. The record is from RefSeq and is a predicted model, not a curated record. Gene Ontology annotation, molecular function: G protein-coupled peptide receptor activity. Gene Ontology annotation, biological process: G protein-coupled receptor signaling pathway.
GCGAAUGCUGUUCGGCGGACGACAUAUGACCGUAAUACGGACCAUUUUGAUGCGUGCGAUUCGUGUUUAAACUGUCGUGUAUCGGGUGGAUGUUUUCGCCAAUUCGUGAAUAUGUGUUUUUCAAUAUUAAAGAUGCUCGUUGGAUGAGAUUAGGUGGAGAAGUUUAUAACUUGCAGUGGAAGUUCAAGUUCACCUGGCAUGAAAACGAUGGGUCUAUCGAUGAAUUUCGAGGUUAGAGUGUUUUCAGUCAGAGUGUUUUAAGAAGUUGUAUCAUUUGCAAGUCCUUCCUAUUCAUGCAUAUGGUAAAUUGUUUCUUAAGCAAAUUGUGAAGCAAAUUGAAUUCUCAUCGGUGGCUGGAGCAUGAUCAUAUUGUUGAAAAAAGACACUUGACGGAAUGUGUAUAUGAGCAAAUUGAAACAUAUUAAUGGAUAUGGGGCGUUGCUUUCCUAGAAAAAGCGGAAGAAAAUUAUCGAAGCUGACACUGUGAAAAUCUGCAUAUAAACAUCGUUCUAUGAAGAAAAGUGAAAAGUGUCAAAAAGUAACAUGCCCUCCGGGAUGCGACGCACCAUGCGAUACACGUCAACUUUAUUUGAGCAACUCCCAGAAGACAAGGACGACAACGUAUUGUGUAACCCACGACAGCCAGAAGAAUUCAAUCUGUGUAUUCAUUUGGGGAGUGGAGUGAGUGUUUGGGGGUGAUAUGUGUGCAUGUGUUGGAUUUUCCUUCUGUUUAACUGGAUUUAUGGAGCAACGAGAGAGAUGUUAUCCAGUGCACAAAUGAAGGUUACGGAGCUGCGAUUUGAAUUGAUGUAUUGAAAUACAGAAUCCUAGGAGGAGUAAACUAGCUGGAAAAAUAACUUUUGUCGGAUUAUUCCACGAACAAUAUUAUCCAGAGGAACUUGAAACCCGAAGUCCGGUUAACAAAGCACGAUGAAACUCUUAGACCAACGGGAUUGAGUGUAGAGGCUCACCAGAACCCAUUGUAGCUGGAUGGUAGUAAAAUGUUAAGCGUUGAUGAACGUGUCCUGGAAUGGUUUCACUACGUUUAUCACAACGAUUCCUCCAUAACCCUUGUCCUGAACGCGACCGAAUUCCGGCGACGUUUGCUCGCCAUCCUCGACUAUAAUCAAACGAACACUAUGAACGGAUCAAGCAAACUGUACCGUCAUGCCUUCGAGUUCCAUAAUAUUUCCGAGCAUAACAUUACCCAGGAAUAUGUUAAUGAUUUCCUCGAGAAGCUGUUUCAAUCGUUGAAUCGGAUUAACCGUUCAUCCACCGCCACAGGUGAUGAUGAUGGUUGGGAUGACGAUGAUUUGGAGCAAAGUAACUGCAGCGAUUAUUGCAAAGGAAUAGUUCGGGAGGUUUUGAUGGAUUAUAAGGUGCUGCACGGAUAUAUUGCGCUAGUGAUAUGUGUAUUUGGCACCAUUGCAAAUAUGCUGAACAUCGUAGUUCUGACGCGGAAAGAGAUGAGCAAAAUCCCCAUCAAUCGUAUCCUGAAGUGGCUCUCGGUGGCCGAUAUGUUCGUUAUGAUUGAAUACAUCCCAUUUGCGUUUUACAUGUAUUCUGUUCUGCCAGAUCGACGGGACUACCCCUACUCUUGGGCAGUGUACCUUAUGUUCCACAUGCAUUUCACACAAAUCCUGCACACCAUCUCGAUAUUGCUCACUGUGAUGUUGGCAGUUUGGAGAUAUAUUGCCAUCAAACAUCCGCACGGGGCGCUGGCCGUUAACGUCCAAUCUAAUUAUAGUUACGCAAUUCUGUUGUGCUUUGUCCUGGCGCCGAUUCUCUGUAUGCCCACCUAUUUUGUCUUCACCAUAAGGCAGACGAGCGUAUUCGAGCAUGGAGCAAACGUUAUGCUGUACCAUUUGGAUGCAGACGAGAAUACUUCGGUUUAUCGUUACAACUUCUGGAUACAUUCGGUCAUCAUAAAGUUGUUGCCUUGUACGAUAUUAACGGCAAUCAGUUGUGUGUUAAUCAAUGUGCUUUGGAAAGCCAGCAAGCGGAAGCAGAAACUGAAAACGGGUGCAAACUACAAUCUCAAAAACGGCGAGUCAACGCAGAGUGGUGGUACGAGCCACAAUAAUGUCCCGCAUAAUGUGGCACCGAAUGCGGCUGCCAGCAGCAACGGGAGUAGGCACGCCAAGGCCGAUCGUCGGGCGGAUCGUACAACGACUCUGUUGGUCGCCGUAUUGCUACUGUUUCUGUUCACAGAGUUUCCUCAGGGAAUUUUAGGGUUGUUAAGUGGAAUACUGGAGAAGUGUUUCUUCAAACGUUGCUACGCACUGUUCGGUGAUGUAAUGGACUUACUUGCCUUAAUCAAUGCCGCCAUUGGUUUCGUACUGUACGGUCUUAUGUCGAAACAGUUUCGCACUAGCUUUAAAUCGGUUUUUUGUAAAACUCCAACCCAUAGGGCCGAGAUGACGAGAAUGACUGGUUUAACGACCACCUGCGUUUGAUAGUGCCGAUGUGGUUGCCUGCCGAAGCAUUGAGGGAUUCUAGCACGCAUUUUGCAAUUUGCUUAUUUCGCAAAAAAAAAAAAUUUCGAUAGUGUACAAUACGAGCCAAUACGAACCAACAAAAUAAUCAAAUUAAAACCAAGAAAUUGGACUGGAAUCCACCGUCUCAACAAGUUCGCUUGGGUUGGAGUUAGGAAAAAAAAUCAUUUACUGUGUAAAUCCACUGAAAAAAAAACUACUGAUUGAAGGUAGAAAUGUUUUACAUCAUUUUUGUGCAUUUAGAAAAGACCGAUGGUGAUUAUUCCAAUUGCGUUCGAAGUAAGCUUCAACCUUUAUAAACUGUAUGUGUUAGAGCCCAAACGACAUACAGCAUGUAGAGCAGAAGAAGGCAUUCUCAAUGGACCAAUUUUUUACCCAUUUAUGUUGGAAUAGUUGCCAUCGUUCGCGCAGUAAACGUUAAUGUAAUUGUAAAAGUUUUGGAUGUGCAUAAGUUUAUGAAAGUUAAUGCAAAUUGCAUUCUCACUAACUGAUCGAAUUUAAAUCAACACAUUAAUGCAUUAGGUUCAUUGCAUUUGACUUUCACAUAAGUAACAACGAGAGAGGAGAUAAACUCUAUUACAGUUAAGAGCUAUUAGAGCAGUGUAUGGAUAUCGUGUUGUGAAUUAAGAUUUUAGAAAUAUCUAUAUUUUUCUAUGAGAGCUGAAUGUUUACAACCUCGAUAAGUCUAAUAAAAUG